This is a messenger RNA of Hemibagrus wyckioides, 4496 nucleotides long. RefSeq names its product spermatogenesis associated 2 (gene spata2). The coding region runs from base 677 to 2188 and encodes 503 amino acids. NCBI's taxonomy places the organism in Eukaryota, Metazoa, Chordata, Actinopteri, Siluriformes, Bagridae. Gene Ontology annotation, cellular component: cytoplasm. Gene Ontology annotation, biological process: protein linear deubiquitination; regulation of necroptotic process; regulation of tumor necrosis factor-mediated signaling pathway. The transcript has 3 exons. The record is from RefSeq and is a predicted model, not a curated record.
GUAACUUCCCGCGCAUGCGUAGACGUAAGAGUGGGGGUUUCCGUCGGAACGUUAAAGACAUCGAUUUUCACGCACACCAAAAAGACUGCAGCUGGAGGAACUUCAGAGAAACCCUUCGAGGACUAUGCACUCGGUCCUUCACCUAUUUCCUUCAGGGAAUUUCACUCUUAACGAGGCCUCAAGAGACGGCGAGUGGCGCAGGCGUGAAAGGCGAACUCCAGGCAAAGCCGAGACGGAUUAAACCUCAACGCUUUAUUCUGAGGAAGCACAUGAAGGAAGGAAGGAAGGAAGGAGGGAGGGAGGUUUUGUACAUUCAGUCUUCGCUUGGAGGAGUUAUAAACCAAUCAGAAUGCAGCGUGAGUAAGCUCCAGAUCUGCGCUCGAGGUGUGUGAGCGAGUGAACAAACAAUGGCAAUGGUGAAAACGCACAAACAGGAAUUGAUGAAACCCUAUGGAGCUACUUCCUGUCCCACUGUCCCACGUGUGUUCUUUUAAUCUGCCAUCACGUACCUGUGAGCUGUGUAUCUGCCUGAAAUGCACAGAUGGGACGCUUUAUCCUGUUCGGUUGCCGUCCCACUGGAACUGAACCUUCACCUUACUUCUUAGCCAAUCAGAAUAAGGGCUCAUGAAUAUGCAUAAGCGCGUGUGCACCACUGUGUAAAACCCGCAGCGCCGCGAUGGAUGCCAAGCUUCGAGACGAUCUCUUCCGGAGGUACGUGGCGUUCCUGGAGAAGCGGCUCGAGGAAGGAGCGGGUGGAGCUCAGGGGAAUGCGAGGGAGGAAGCCCUUGUCUCCACGGCAACCGCCCUGCUAGGAGCGUGCGAGGCCGAGGCGGGGCAGCGGUUUCGCUCGAUCCGCUUCUACGACAUCGUAGAGAAUUCUCUAAGAACACUGAAGGGCUCCAACUUGCAUGCGCUGGAGAGCGCCUUCGCCACACUGGAGACCGUCUGCACCAACCUGCUGCUCUUCCCCUGGAAGAAGGAGUUCCGCUGUAUUAAGACGUUCACCGGGCCGUACGUGUACCAGCUCCAGACGGCCAUCUGUGACUCCGACCUUCGCUCCGUCCUGCGCUCCAUGGGCUACUCCCGGGACCAGGAUCUGCAGUACGUGAUGAGAGAUCAGCACGGCGGCGCCGGGCCUCAACACCUCCGGCAGCUGGCGUUCGAGUUGCUCCUGGCGCAGGCCGAGUGCCGCCUGUUGAGGGAGCGCGGAGGGGGCGUGGCCGAACUGGAGGUCGUGGAGGUGCGCAGGAACUCCGGUGACGACAUCAUGCGUUUAUCGGCUCGGCAGCCCGACCUGGACCGCGCCCACCUGAGGCGCGGCGGACGCCCUUCCAAAUCCGUAGACGUGACGGACAGCGCCGGUCACUGGCACCAAGCCAACAAACCCGUCCUCAAAACCUCACUCAGCCUACGCAAAGAGCCGCUAUUCGUCGACGCCGAAGAGGACCUAAAAGAUGAGAUCAUCCGCCCCGUCGGAGAUUAUUACCCCUCUCAGCCAUCUGAGCCGUACCCGUACCACCUCUCCUCGCUAGACGAGAUCGAUCUGUAUACGGAGCGAGGGAUGAGCGGCCGUCAUACGCCUUCCAGGACGCCCAGCAGGGAAUCGUGGGAAUCCUGGGCGCCGAAGAGUCACGGAUUAAAGUGUCAGGGCUGCGGAUUGAGCUCGCUGACGCUCUCUUCCUGUCAGAGGUGCGACGCCAUCCUCUGCCCGACGUGCCACGGCUCGGACCCUGCCCCCUGCUGCGGCUUUCCAGACUUCCCUAAAAACUCCUCGCGCCCUCUGGACGGCUACGUGCCGGUCAAGGAGAAGCUUUCGGUUUAUUCCAGCUCACACCCACACACUCACGCUCACACGCACGCUCACACACACACACACCCGCUGUCACACUCGCAUUCCCACUCGCCUCUUCUGGACAAGCCCUCGAUCGGCACCAAGCUGUUCCCGAGCAAGCCGCCCUCCGCAUCGGGAGCGUCGGCGGCGUCCGGCGCCGUAGGAUCGCGCUGCGGCUUCUGCAACAAACCGGGAGCCUCACACACGUGCGUGAAUUGUUCCAAGGUGUCGUGCGACACGUGUACAAGCCUUUACAUGGGCGACGUGUGCACUCGCAAGAGUCUGCACCAUAAUUUCGUACCCAACCACCAGCUCAACUACAAAUCCAGCACCAUUUCUCAUCUGGUGUAUCGAUAAGUAAACGAUCAACACCUUUCUCUUCUUUCAUCCUUCACUCUCUCUGGUUUUUGUUUCGAUUUCUCCGCCUCCCUCAUCACGUGAUCUCGUCGUUCUUCCCGCUCUCUUUACCUUUACUCUCCUGCCUUGACUUACUUGAUUGUAAAGAGAGAAGAACAAAGUGGACGACAGGGAGGAAAAAAAAAAAACGACUGGACAAUGACAUAUGCAACCUACGUCACGCAAAAGACAACACAUUUCCUGCCUCUGGAAAUAUAAAGAAGCUUGAACAAACCUGAACAAAGGGAAGACACACAAACACUGGAAAUUCAGUAGUAUAUAUUUUGAAUCUUAAAUCUAUAGAUCUAUGUGAGACUCUGGAGCGGUCGCGUCGUCGUGAAAUGUCGGUUCAGAUGAGAAAUAUUUUCACGUGUCCCAUGAAGCUGUCCAAAAUGCUGCUGUGAAAUAAAUCAGGUGGAGAAAGCCGACGCCCCGAUCACAUUGAUUGUGUUGGAGUGAAGCUGUGACACGCUGCUCAGAGACAGCUUUACCUUCCUUUUUCUUUCUUUCUUUUUUCUUUCAGCUCUGUGUGUUAGUGCAGCACAGUCACGUUUACUCUGCAGUUUUCACGUGUAAUCCUACAUCCGCUGAUCAACAGCUUAGGGACAGGCGAUUAGGACGAAAUAUCAUUCCUGAGAUAUUUCAGGAUGUUUAUAAUAAACAACACUAAUUUAAUGAUGUGUUAGAAAAAGAAGAGGAGAUUUAAAAAAAAAAAAUUAAAUUAUUUAUUUUUAAAUGAAUAUUUUACCAUUUAAACAAUUCAAACUAAAGAAAAUACAAUAUCAUUUAUUUAUUUCCCUUUUCACUUUCCGGUUAAACUUUAUGUUCUGCAUCUACUAAAGGUAAUAAAAUAAAAAUAUAAUAAAUUGAAUCCUAACAGAAGUCUUUUUAGAUGCAAAUGAUUCUAGUGCCAAUUCCAAUAUUUAUAAAUCUUUACAGUGUCUCGUAUUUUCUCUGAUAUCUGAUCCACCGUCUCUGGUAUUAACAUGGAGAUUUUUACAACAAUAAACCAUUCUCAGCAGGUGAAGAUGAACAACAACAACAUCCGUUUAGCUAAUCUGAGCUAGUUAGCUAGAAGAUGCUAGCUCGAAGAGAAAUGGUGGAGAUGUUCACAUUCCUGUCUCGUUCCAGAAAGCGAGGAAUAAUCCCCAUCACACGAGGCUAACUGUGUAGUUUAACAAAUCUUCCAAACGAGUCUUUAGUAGAGUGUAAGAGAUCUGAGUGAGAUCAGACUUUGCAUAAACUCUCACACUGGACAUGGCAAUUGUUCCCCUUUUUCCCAGGAACAUAUAACUUAAACUAAAUGGUCAAAAGUUUGUGUACCCUCUGACCAUCACACUUGUUGAAAAUCCAAUUAUUUACUGAUCUAAUCAGCUCCACGCCUCUCUCCUGGGAAGCUUUCUGUUGGGGCGUGUCUGGGGGGGUUUGUUCAUUCAGCUUUAGUGAGAUCAGACUCUGAUGUUCAGGAUAUUGAUCAGACUCCAGUUCCAGUUCAUCCUAAAGUGUCAGAGUCAGGGCUCUGUGCAGGACACUCCAGAUCUUCCACUCCGACCUUCACCUCCACAUCAUGGGGCUUGGGUCAUUCUGGAACAGUGUCUAGACUCAACCUCUGAGCAGAUGAACCACAUAUUGGGUGUGAUGGUCAGGGGUGCACAUACUUUUAAGUUGUAGAGUUCAAAGGCUAGCAGGGAGAUAUAUAAAAGACGCAACAGCGUGAUCGUCACUGCUGCCUUUAUAUUGGUCUAUAUAUCAUCUAAUGACCUCACUACUGGUCUGCCCAAGUGAACGAGAGCCACUGGACAUCAGUGUGUCCACAGUCACGUCAGUGUUAAAGGAGUAACCACUCGUGUUUCCGCUGCUCUUAUUGAACACCUCAUUAAAGACUCAAUGAAGAAAGUUUCACUUUAACGAGGAAACUCUUUCCCUGUUCAUCGAUGAACGGUUGUACGUUAAGACUAAAAAGGAAGGAUAAACUUCACUUGAAAUAGAAUAGAAAUUAAAUUCAAAAUAUUCAUCAUUCAGUUCAGUGUUUCUAGAAAAGUAUUAGAAUCAUCUCUGAUUAGUGGCAGUUUGGGUUAAAAGUACAUUUUUUUAUUUGAAAUAAUUAUUCUUAUAUGCUCAUGCAAUGUUUUUGCAAAAUUUUGUUUGUUUUUUGAGUUGUCAGAAAAAGCAACAAGUAUUAUUAUUGUGCUUUAUUAUUAUUAUUAUUUUAUUAUUAUUUUUUUUUCAAUACCCAAAAAAGAAGCAACAACCAUUAUUAUUUUUAUUU